This is a messenger RNA of Sinocyclocheilus anshuiensis, 1687 nucleotides long. RefSeq names its product protein LBH-like. The transcript has 3 exons. The record is from RefSeq and is a predicted model, not a curated record. The coding region runs from base 452 to 757 and encodes 101 amino acids. Lineage: Eukaryota; Metazoa; Chordata; Actinopteri; Cypriniformes; Cyprinidae.
AAAGUUUAAUAAUUUCAUAUACUGCGUACAACUGGAUGCUCAGCACCAUUCAGUUUUCAUCUCCUAGAUUAGUUUUGCAUUUAGAAUGACUUGGAGAACAACCUUGAUAUUAUUGCGACCCACUGAAUGUAUCCUCCCUCUUGAUUUUAGCUGAUGAGUGUGAAAGUAAUUUCCUUCAAAAAUGGUGCAAGAGCUGAUUUGAAUAACAAACUAUGUAUAGACUUGAUCUGCAUAAAAUCAUGGUAGGUGCACAUGGAUUGGCUGGAUGGUUUUGGCAGGAUCUUUUCAUAGAUGAGAAAAUAACCCAGCUGUGGUUAUUGCAGGUGGCUCAUCUGAAUCAGUCUCUCCCACAUUCAUAGGCAAAUGAGCGGACCGAGUGACGCUGUGACUAUCAGAGUGUAAAUGCACUUCCUCCUGACUUGUUGUAGGUUUAAGUGUGUCACUGGGCAGCAUGACGGAGGUGAUGAACAGCUGUGACUCCGCGGUGGGAGACUACAGUGUGAGCGGUGCAUCUGAGGAGCAGAACAUCUCUUUUCAGAUCUCCCCAGACUCCCACGAACGGUUCCCAAAGCUUUCCAAACGCUUGCCAUCCAUCGUGGUUGAACCCACUGAGAGCGGGGAGGUGGAGAGCGGGGAACUCCGCUGGCCUCCUGAUGAUCUGAGCCCUACAGACGACCCCAGAGACAAACAGGCCAAGGCUGCAAGUGACAAGGCCACAGAAGACAGCCAAGAGGUCGCAAUAGCGACAGAAAACUAAUGGGCGAUGGUUGGCACCAAUCCAGCCAAUCACUGUGAAUGUCUUCAUUAUGGACAGGAGUGAAUGGGAGACUCCACCAGUUAGGUCUGCCUAUCAUAUCAUCCACACUAGAGCCGCCCACCAGCUGACCUUCACUCCCCUAGGUGGAGCCGAGGCCUGAGAGACUGUCUUAACUGAGCUAUCUCACGUGCCAAACUCUAGUGGUAGUCAGCUGCUGUGAUUGAGUUGUAAAAGAUCUCCAGUAACACCAUGAUACCCAUUAGAAGUCACCUAUGCCUGCUAAAUUAUAGAUUGGCAUUCAUUUAUGUAUUUAUUUGCUUUGGACCAAAGUCUUUCAUUCCUUCCUAUCAAAAGGACAUAUAGCUUCAGGAUAUUAAUUUGAUGUAUUAUAUCAGCAUACAUUAAGUGAAAAUGGAUUUCAGAUGAUAUGUAAAUUAACUAUAGAGUGCAUAAUGGCCAGUGUAGAUUUCAAACUUUACGCCAUGUACAGUAUAUCUCAGUUUGUUUUCACGUUCACUUAGGCUUUUCUUCUUAACAUGCUUUCCAGAUUUGCACAUAUUCUUUGGCACUUGCAUUAAUUCUGUUAUUCACAUCGCUGCUGCUUAUUUACUAGUGUUCGUCAGAGCUGCUGUAAAUGUAGCUUUCUUUGCCUUAGACAUUUAUUUGUAGUUACACUGUAUGUCAUAAUUUAAAUGAAAUGACUGUUUGCAUAUAAGACGGUCAUUAUUUUACCCAUCAUAUGUAUCUGUCACCUUCCUAAAGCGAAACUUUUUUGGUGCUUCAGAGUCUGUUGAAUAUCACUGUAUUCUGUUACAAAUCUACUGCUCUUUUGAUGUUUGAGUAUUAGUCUUAAAAUAUGAAUAAUCUGUCUGGGAAUGGGAAUGAAUGCAGCACAGUAUCACUUAGCAUUAAAGGCAGUUAUUUCUACAU